Molecule: messenger RNA, 1524 nt
Organism: Sceloporus undulatus (fence lizard)
Lineage: Eukaryota; Metazoa; Chordata; Lepidosauria; Squamata; Phrynosomatidae
Gene: PSMD4
Product: proteasome 26S subunit ubiquitin receptor, non-ATPase 4
Exons: 10
Coding region: 148-1278 (376 amino acids)
Biological process (GO): proteasome-mediated ubiquitin-dependent protein catabolic process
Cellular component (GO): nucleus; cytosol; proteasome regulatory particle, base subcomplex
Molecular function (GO): polyubiquitin modification-dependent protein binding
Source: RefSeq, a predicted model, not a curated record
GAUUGGCGGAGAGCGGGAAAAGGCAGGGAGGCGAGCGGCGAAGAGGCAGGAGAAGAAGAAGAGCGGAAGGCGAGGGAGGGAGAGGGUCUCCGGUGGUGCCUUUGCUGCUGCGUCUUUCGGGGUCCUUUGAGGCGGAGAGGGUCGAAGAUGGUGCUGGAGAGCACGAUGGUCUGUGUCGACAACAGCGAAUACAUGAGGAACGGGGACUUCCUACCGACUCGGCUCCAGGCCCAGCAAGAUGCGGUCAACAUCGUCUGUCACUCGAAGACCCGCAGCAACCCCGAAAACAACGUGGGCCUCAUCACUUUAGCCAAUAACUGUGAGGUCCUGACCACUCUCACUCCGGACACGGGCCGCAUCCUGUCCAAGUUGCACUCGGUGCAGCCCAAGGGGAAGAUCACCUUCUGCACCGGCAUCCGGGUGGCUCACCUGGCUUUGAAACACCGCCAAGGGAAGAACCACAAAAUGCGGAUCAUUGCCUUCGUGGGGAGCCCUGUGGAGGACAAUGAGAAAGACCUGGUGAAACUAGCCAAGCGGCUGAAGAAGGAAAAGGUCAACGUGGACAUCAUCAACUUUGGGGAAGAGGAGGCCAACACGGACAAGCUAACUGCCUUCAUCAACACCCUCAAUGGCAAGGACGGCACUGGCUCCCACCUGGUGACGGUGCCCCCAGGGCCCAGCCUGGCUGAUGCCCUCAUCAGCUCCCCGAUUUUGGCUGGAGAAGGGGGAGCCAUGCUGGGGCUCGGGGCCAGCGACUUCGAGUUUGGGGUGGACCCCAGUGCCGACCCAGAGCUGGCCCUGGCUCUCCGGGUGUCGAUGGAGGAACAGCGGCAGAGGCAGGAGGAGGAGGCCCGCCGGGCCGCAGCGGCAUCUGCAGCCGAAGCUGGGAUCCCAACCACCGGCGGGGAUGAUUCAGAUGACACUCUGCUCAAGAUGACCAUCGGUCAGCAGGAGUUUGGCCGCGCCGGCCUCCCGGACCUCAGCACCAUGACCGAGGAGGAGCAGAUUGCCUAUGCGAUGCAGAUGUCUCUCCAAGGAGCCGAGUUUGGGCAAGGCGAAACAGCUGAGGCGGACAGCAGUGCCGACAUGGACACCUCAGAACCCGCAAAGGAGGAAGACGACUACGACGUGAUGCAGGACCCCGAAUUCCUCCAGAGCGUGCUGGAAAACCUGCCGGGCGUGGACCCCAACAACGAAGCCAUCCGCAACGCCAUGGGGUCGCUGGCCAGCCAGGCCUCCAAGGAGAGCAAAGACAAGAAGGAGGAGGAGAAGAAAUGAUGGUGUGGACAUGGCCCUCCGUCCCUGGUAUGAGAGCAGCCUUCCGGAGCACCUUCUCCCUCUUUCUUUUCUGCACGUCCCGGUUCUUGUAGUCCGAUGGCCGUCGGCGUCUGUAACCUUUCUCCCCCAGGAUAGCUGGUGGGGGGCAGUGUCACUAGGGUGGGGGCUCAAUGAGGCUCUUUUCGGUCAGCGGGGUUGGGGUUUAGCAGGUGGUCAUAAUAAUAAACAAAAAACUCUUACAUUUUC